Molecule: messenger RNA, 714 nt
Organism: Exophiala xenobiotica
Lineage: Eukaryota; Fungi; Ascomycota; Eurotiomycetes; Chaetothyriales; Herpotrichiellaceae
Exons: 3
Coding region: 104-376 (90 amino acids)
Biological process (GO): GPI anchor biosynthetic process
Cellular component (GO): endoplasmic reticulum membrane; dolichol-phosphate-mannose synthase complex
Molecular function (GO): enzyme regulator activity
Source: RefSeq, a predicted model, not a curated record
GUCCAAUUCUCUACAGCGUGUCGUUGUAUGUUUCCCGUGUUUUUUUGAGAUCUAACAACGAAGAUAAGAGGCGUUGGUCAAUUCACUCUUGACGUAUUCAGAGAUGCUGGACAAAAUCGUGGGCAUGGCUAUGCUCAUAGCAGCCACCACCAUCUUCUUGUAUUACACGUUAUGGGCUCUUCUCAUGCCAUUCGUUGACGACGACCAUCCACUUCAGGCUCUGUUCCCCCCUCGCGUAUGGGCUAUUCGAAUUCCGGUCAUCCUCACUCUCUUUGGCUCAGCUGUUGUCGGAACAUUUCUCGCCAUGGUUAUGAUCAGAAGCAACAGAAAGAAGGCUGCAAAGGCCCGAGCUGCGGCAGCAAAGAAAUCGAAAUAAAGACAAAAGAGAAUCAUGGAUGCUUUCAGAGUUCGAAUGUGUCAAGGGAGUGCAUAUGGAAUCAAACAGAUGGCAUAUUCAACAACAUAUAACGGUAUUAAACAAGGACGGUGCACUGCUGCCGAUGCUCACAGUCGAGCGCAUGUCUGAGAGCUCAACCAUAGUGGUUGCAGUCCAGGUUAGCAUUUGCAAGGUCCGAAGAAACACGAUGCGAUCGCUUGCUAGAUUGAUGGGGGCCAUGCGUACCGUCGACUUGGUCGCAAUAGGAUGACUUUGUUUACCGGUAGCCCAUUCUUGUCGAGUAAUGACCGUGUAUGAACAUGCUCUUUUGCUUUUCU